This is a messenger RNA of Blepharisma stoltei, 2095 nucleotides long. The record is from the annotation of a GenBank genome assembly. NCBI's taxonomy places the organism in Eukaryota, Ciliophora, Heterotrichea, Heterotrichida, Blepharismidae.
AUGAAAUCAGAAAGAGUAAUGCCUUUGCCUGAUACUUUUGAAGUUAUAAAAUCAGAAGAAAACUCUAAUAUUUUAGAUGAGAAUAUUUGGACUCAAGCUGAAAAAAAUGAGAGCGAGACUGAUAAUUUCGAGUGCACUGAAGAAAUGAAAACAGAAAUUGAAUAUAUUUUCCAUCAGGCAUUUAUAGCUUUGGUAAUUCAUUUUUUACAUACUUUUUUGGGUCCAAUUUCAAUCCCCUUUUUAUGGCUAGUUUGUGGAAAAAACUUGUGCACAAACAUGGGUUUCAACUGGCACCAGUUUUAUAUAUAUGAACUUAUACCCUGGACUUGGAUUCCCUUAACAAUAUUAUAUUAUUUCUUAUCAUACACAGAAUUUAGCAACUCUUCUAGCAUAAUUUUGGCGACUUCUUCAGCCAUUUUUAUAAAAGAACUGCUUAUAUCAAUUAAUAAAUAAAAUGGCAUUUGGUUCGAGCGAAAUUGGCUUCGAUAAUUUUCUCUCCCUCAUGGAAUUUUUAUUUAUGGGGUUAGAUUUUCUAUUGAGAACUUCUGCACAGUAAUAGUGGUUUAACUCUGGGAAUAUCCAGAGACACUGCUCCUCAGUGCACCAAGAGCCUCAGGGUUUUACCUCUCAGCACAUCUCCACGGGAAGAUGGCCAUUAGGCGGAGCACGCGCAGGAGCUGAUUCAGGGCAAGGCAAGGCAACAAAAACGCGCCGGGUGAGACGUGCGGCGAAGACUGGCGACGAAGCUUUGAUAGAAGGUUUGGGCGGUGGGCUGACCACCGUGAAUCCAAGAUGAAUCGGUGGCGUCAUUAGUUUAGCUAUAUCUCAUUUAUAUAUGUGCGACAUUAGACACCUUAAACACCAGAUAUUAAGUAAGUAAAUAAAUAAAUCAGUAAGUAAGUAAGUAAGCUAAUAUAUCAUUAAGUAUGGCUACUACACAGAAGAAUUUUGGAACUAUAUGAAAUCAGAAAAAAUUCCAGCCAAAAUGUUGGUUGAUCAAUUAAUAGUGUCAUCAUGGCAGAUUAUUCCUCCUGAUAUAGCUCGUCAAGAGCUAUUGAAAAGUUUCAAAAGGCUCAAUAGAGACCCUAGUCAGCUUUGCAUGGCUUUUAAAUCGGAGCUGCCUGAAAAAAUAAAGGAGAUGAUUGAGAAAACCAAAGAUUUGUACAAUAUAAAGAAUAGUCGCGUAAAAGUUUUGCAUCAUAGAAAAUCAAAAGACUGUGUUCCAUCAAUCAUUUUUAGUAAAAUUUUAAUUGAUUUAGCAGUCAAGUUUUCAAUGUCUAAAUUAGAGUCGAGAAUUCUUGAUGUUUUUGCUCUGAGUUUUGCACUAGCUCCUAUAAUUUCUUUUGUCAUUAAUUAUGGAUGGGAUUUUGGAGCUCUUGGAGUUAUUUAUUGGCUUUAUUCUUUUCUAAUUUGUAUCGUAAUUGCAAGGAGAUAUCUUUUAUAUGUAUAUGUUGGAAUUGUUGAUAUGAAAAGACGGAAAUUUUUAAUGAAGCGAUGCAGCUCAUUAAUUAGCAUUAAGGAAAGGGACAAAAGUUUACCAGAAGAAUAUUGGUAUCCAAGUUUAGAUUUUUACGAUUUAAAAAGUAUAGAUUCAUGGUAUAAUAUGAGAGCAGCUUUUCUGGAUUUUGGAAGGCAAUACACAUAUCGAACAGUCAUAUAUGCUUCAUCAAUUCUCCCUAUAUGCAUUUUGAUUAUUUUUUCAUUGAUUCUUGAAAUGUUUGAAAUUAUAUCAAUAAUAAGCAUUCCUGCUACAAUUGCAGUAAUUUAUUUGGCUUUUAUUAGUUUGAUUGGAAUUGCAUAUAUGACUAUUAUAGGUUCACAAAUAAAUGAUAUGUUUGAUGUCCAUCGAGAUUUGAUUACCACACUAAGCAAUGAUGUUUUGCAUAUCAGCAAAAAUAGUCAGUCUAAUAAUAAUGCAAUUUAUCAAUCCUUGUGCUCAAUUGAUAGUAAGCUGCAGCAUGAUGAAAUUCUAAGACCUAUCAAAAUUAUGGGUCUCAAGGCAAAUUCGAAAUUUAUUGCUAAUUUAGGAGCACUCAUCGUAAGUGGCUUGGCUUCAUUAUGGCAGAUUGGAUAUGCUCGCGGUACCAAUUUGUAA